Molecule: messenger RNA, 1239 nt
Organism: Emiliania huxleyi CCMP1516
Lineage: Eukaryota; Haptophyta; Isochrysidales; Noelaerhabdaceae
Exons: 2
Coding region: 1-1239 (412 amino acids)
Source: RefSeq, a predicted model, not a curated record
AUGGCCGACCCUGACAACUUCCGCGUCCACUCCAUCGACCACAUCAAGAAGCUUCCCGACGCGGACAAGGCGCGUGCCAUCCUCGAGGACUGUGCGCGCCACAUCAGGCCGCUGCUACAGGCCCGCCGCUUCCCGCAGCCGCGCUGCUCCGUCCGCAGUGCGUUUGCCAGCGCUCGCGACCGCGCCGCGACCGCCUCGCAGGCACGUCGCUGGCGCGUGCUCAAGCUGUACGAGAUCUGCUGUUGCACCGCGGGCGGGAAGAACCUCGGCGUGGGCGGCUUCUGCUGCCCCGCCGGCGACGGCGUCACCUCGCUGCGGAUUGCGAUCCGGCUCCGCACGCCCGGACACGGGCCGCAGGCGGAUGAGUGGGGCGCGCACAGCCUGCGCGACCUCGAUCACGCGAUGAAGGUGCUCAUCCACGAGGUGUCGCACAUCGUGCACGGCAACCACUCGGCCGCGUUUUACACGCUGAUGGCCGAGCUGACGAGGCAGUACGAGACGUACCUCCAGAAGGGGCAGGUCCUGGACGAGGCGGGCAUGCCGCUCACCGGAGGGCGAAAGGCGGACGCCUCUCGCCACAACCCGUCCCUGCGCGAGGCGCGACUCGCCGCCCUCGGGGCGGCCGAGGCGCGCGCGCGGACUGGCGCGAUUCUGGGCGGAGGGGGCAGGCUCGGCGGAGGAGGAGUCGGAGUCGGAGGCGGAGGCGGCGGCGGCGGCGGCGGCGGCGGCGGAGGCGGCGGAGGAGGAGGAGGUGGCGGAGGAGGAGGCGGAGGAGGAGGCGGCGGGGCCGUCGGCGGCGGCGGGUCGUCGUCUUCAUGGCGGGACGCGGCGCCGGGCUUGAUGGCUGCGCGGGCGGCGGAGGAGCGCGCGCGCGCGUGGGACGUGGCGAACGGGCUCGAGGAGCUGGAGCUGGCGGCGGCGAGGGAGGCGCAGGCGGCGGGCGGCGAGGCGGGCGGCGCCGCGGGGAGCAGCGGCGAGGCGAGCGGGGGCAGCAGCGGCACUUGCGACAUGUGCGACGCGCCCCGGCCGCAGGCCUCGGGGCAAGGUGGCACGGCCCCGCGCCGGCCUGUGGAUCGCGCCUUGCCAGCUGCGGGCGCGGCGCUCGACGGCUGGGCUUGCAAGACGUGCACGCUUCGCAACGAAAAGGCCGAGUCGCACUGCGUCGCGUGCGGACAGUGGCGCUACUCGACCGGCCCGCCAGAGAUCACGCGCUUCACGGGCGGCGGCAGCGCCACGUGA